This is a messenger RNA of Impatiens glandulifera, 741 nucleotides long. RefSeq lists its product as uncharacterized. The coding region runs from base 77 to 577 and encodes 166 amino acids. Lineage: Eukaryota; Viridiplantae; Streptophyta; Magnoliopsida; Ericales; Balsaminaceae. The transcript is spliced from 5 exons. Gene Ontology annotation, cellular component: chloroplast inner membrane; chloroplast thylakoid membrane. The record is from RefSeq and is a predicted model, not a curated record.
AUUCAAUCUGGAAUCUUCUCAAAUCAAACUACCCUUUCUCGCUCUCUCCGCGGCUUUCCGAUCAGUCUUGUGAAGAAUGGACGCCUUCUCGAGUUCAUUGAUCUCUUCUCGUAGCUCUGGAUUUCACUUCGUAUCCGGAUCUUCUCUGAAACUAGAAGAUCAACAUUUUCGCCCAAGUAACUUGUUAAUCAACCCCACUUGCGGAGAUAAAGCAAGAUCUUUGAAGUCCAAAACUUCACUUACAAUUAGAGCAAGCAAUGAUUAUGAAAGACAAGAUAGUGGUAGCAAUUUUUUGGGUGGAUUUGUAUUGGGAGGCAUAAUUGUUGGAGCACUAGGCUGUAUUUAUGCACCACAGAUCAGCAAGGCACUAGCGAGAACCGACAGCAAAGAUCUAAUGAAAAAGCUUCCGAAGUUUAUAUACGAUGAAGAGAAAGCUUUGGAGAGAACACGAAGGAUACUGAGCGAGAAGAUUUCGCAGCUGAACACCGCCAUUGACGAUGUUUCUUCUCAGCUCCACGCAGAUGACGAACCAAAUGGAGUCGCGGUUAGUCCCGAAGAGCUCGAAGCUUCAACAUGAUCUUUUUCCACUUUUCUAAAAUAUUUGUCCUUUGUUGUGAAUUUCUUUAACUAAUGUCUUGGUUAAGUAAUGUUUUGCACUAUUUUUAUUCAUUUCUUUAACUAAUCAAGAUAGUUAAGGUUUUAAGUUUGAUUUUUCACUUUAAAAUGUUUUUAUUGAGUAUU